Molecule: messenger RNA, 433 nt
Organism: Impatiens glandulifera
Lineage: Eukaryota; Viridiplantae; Streptophyta; Magnoliopsida; Ericales; Balsaminaceae
Product: protein TIFY 5B-like
Exons: 2
Coding region: 1-390 (129 amino acids)
Biological process (GO): response to wounding; regulation of jasmonic acid mediated signaling pathway; regulation of defense response
Cellular component (GO): nucleus
Source: RefSeq, a predicted model, not a curated record
AUGAACCCUAACUGUAAUUUGGAUCUCUGCCUUCUAUCGCCUUCUUCUUCUUAUUCUUCCCCUCCAGAUCAGAAACAGAAAUUGACAAUCUUUUACAAUGGAAACAUCAAUGUCUGUGACGUUACAGAUCUUCAGGCAAGGGAGAUUAUAACGGUGGCAAGGAGAGAAGCAGAUAGAAUAAGAUUCAUGAGAGCUUCAUUGGAUCAUCAUGAAAUGGCUUCCCCCUCCCUCCCACCGCCGUUCAUCAGGCCGGCGCCGGCGCCGGCACCGAUCUGCAGUGACAAUAAUAGUAAUAAUAAUAAUGGAUUAUCCAUGCACAGAUCCUUGCAUAGGUUUCUUCAGAUGAGGAAAAAUCGCAUUCAAUCAGCUUCUCCUUAUGCUGCUCACUAGCGAAUUCACAUCUUUUUUUCUAUCUAAUCCGUCGGAAAAUUCA